AACCCUUUUCAACCAACACAACCAAAUCCAAAACACCACAACAAACAAACAAACAAUGUCCGGAAGAGGUAAAGGAGGCAAGGGGCUGGGAAAGGGAGGAGCAAAACGACACCGUAAAGUUCUCCGUGAUAACAUCCAAGGUAUCACCAAGCCGGCUAUUCGUCGGCUGGCGCGCCGUGGCGGCGUUAAGCGGAUCAGCGGGCUAAUCUACGAGGAGACACGUGGCGUGUUGAAGAUCUUUCUCGAAAAUGUUAUUCGUGAUGCGGUUACCUACACCGAGCAUGCUCGUCGGAAAACUGUUACUGCUAUGGAUGUUGUUUAUGCGUUGAAGCGACAGGGCCGUACUCUGUAUGGUUUUGGUGGUUAGGGUUUGUUUUUGUUACAGAUCUGUUGGUUUAAACUUGUUCAUGUAUUUGUGUAAUUGAAGUUUCUAGUGAAUUGCAAACUUUGCAUUUUACGAUUAAUGAUUCAUUUGGGGCUGAAUUGAAAGUGCAUUUGAUUUA
Messenger RNA from Helianthus annuus (common sunflower), 503 nucleotides. RefSeq names its product histone H4. Bases 56 to 367 code for a protein of 103 amino acids. NCBI's taxonomy places the organism in Eukaryota, Viridiplantae, Streptophyta, Magnoliopsida, Asterales, Asteraceae. The record is from RefSeq and is a predicted model, not a curated record. Gene Ontology annotation, cellular component: nucleosome. Gene Ontology annotation, biological process: nucleosome assembly. Gene Ontology annotation, molecular function: protein heterodimerization activity; DNA binding; structural constituent of chromatin. The transcript has a single exon.